AUGUUUUACAACAUGUCGGAUGGUGGCGAUUCAGAUGGUGCAUUUGAUGGUUUUCAUGCUAAUGCUGCCUAUGAAUUUGACCUCUUCGGCGAUGACUACGAAAGUAGUUUUGAUCCUGUUGAUCAGCAUUUCGAUGAUCGUUCACCUCCGGAUGUUGGACAGACCGAUAGCAGAUCCAGGGUUAGCACAUGUUGGCGAUGCUACAGUUGCAAUGCUGACAACUAUACUUGGUCGACCUCCCACAGCAAGUGGACAUGCAUGGUUUGUGGCUCAGAUGAGUUCUAUGAUGUGACUCAGCCACGUCGGCAUGAGACACAGGAUGGAUGUUGGUUGUACCUGCCCAAGGCCAAUUCAGAUGACAAGCAAUCGACACUUUCAGAACAUGCACCGCCGGAUGACUCUUGGAACGGCGACGGCGAAAGGAACGACAGUGAGGGACAUACUACUGAUCCAAUUGUUGAUCCUGACGCGCUGUCAGUUCAGGGACGUCGACGGCGACGAAGAGCGCGACGAACGAAUCAAACACCGGACACGGAAGUGCCACAGUUGAACAACAAUACGUCAGCCGGAAACGAUCAAAUUGUGGAUUUGUUAACACAACUGGUGGCGAAUCAGAACAAAAAGAGUGACAGCAGCAGUGCAUCAUGGACAUCGAGACAGGGCCCAUUCAAAGGGGUUCGAUGGCGAGGCGGCACACCGCCAUCUCCGCCACCUUGGAGGAACUCCAACGACUUGAGAGCCUUCGCACGUUGGGAGCGCAAGAUCGACGUGUGGAGCAUGCAGAUUAAGCCCUUCAUGCCCAUGUCAGAUGCUGCAUUGAUGUUGUUCACUUCAUUAACUGGUGAAGCAGAGUUGGAAACAGAACAUUUGGACAUCAACAAGAUCAAUACAUCCGAUGGCAUCAAGUAUCUCAUGGAUUCAUUGAGGGAACCCCUGCAGCAGAAGUUGCUUUUCCAGAAGCGCAAACUGCUUGCUGACUACGAACAGGUUGCCCGGUACCCCAACGAGUCGGUUCGUCAGUUCUCCAAUCGAUACGUUCGGGUGGAGAAAGACCUUGCUGCCAUUGGAGUCUCUACAUCUGGAAUGUACGACAGCGAGUCACGUGGCAACCGCCUUCUGGAAAGGACUCGACUGACACCGGAUUUGCAGAGACUUGUUUUGAUUGGAGCUGGGAACACUUUGGAAUUUGAUCGGAUCCGUGAAUCACUCAAUUUUCAAUUUCCUGAUUUCCGUGCUGCUCCACAAGUGAUGGGUCACAACUCUGGCGGAUCCUCAAAAGGGAAAGGCAAAGGCACUUCAUCGACUUCAUCUACGACCUUGUCAUCAAGCCCUUCAGCAUCCUCGUCCAGUACGAGUUCGGGCUCAGCUUCCAAGUUUUCCAAAGGAAAUCAUCCAAGAAGGGUGUACCAAGCUGACCACGAGCCUGAGCUAGAUCAGAUCCCUGAGGAAUCUGGUGAAGCCGAGGACGAUAUGGCUGAAGAGUUUGAAGAUGCUGAAGAAUAUCAUCAAGAUGAUGAUGCCGCUGGAGAUGAUGGAGAACCAGAUGACAACCAAGAUGAUGAUGUGGAAAACUUGGCAUCGGUGUUGACGGUGACUUCGAAGAAAUUAGCCUCAACGGUGCUUGGCAGGAAGUUCACUGGUCGACCUCGAAGCCUUGAAGAGCGAAAGCGGACUUCAACCUGUGCAGCAUGUGGCCAGACCGGCCAUUGGGCUGGAGAUGCCAUAUGUGCAGCCUCAGCGAAAACCAACUCCAAAGGAGCUGGCAAACAAUCGAAAGAUGGCGGAAAAGGCAACGCUUCAGGUAAGCAUCAGGGGCAAACCCACACCAAGAAGGCCUAUGUUGUCAACUUUCCUGGGGAACUACCUCUUGAAGUACCACAUCCACCUGGGGAAGAUGCUAUAUCGGGUUCAUCCGCAUCAUUGGGAACAAGUUCAGCAUUGGGGAAUCCUUCAUCGUUUUAUACUUUCACGACUACACAUCUAGUUGAACAUGACCCCUUUAAUGCCUACAUCGCCGAAAUCAUCAACUUUGCCGGGUACAUGAUUGUUGACACGGCAUGCCAAAGAUCAUGUUGUAGUAGACGAUGGUUGGAUAUCCAUAGCAAGAUCAUGGGCAACUACCGGUUUAGACCCCUCAUGGUUGAAGCUUCGGACAACUUCCAGUUCGGCUCAGGAGGGCUGCAUGUUGCGAGCAAGCGGGCAUAUCUCCCAGCAGCAUUACCAGGUCAGCCGACUCAGGGUUUACUGCUUGGAGUUAGUGUUUUGGAAGAUGCUCAGAUUCCUUUUUUGGCUAGCAAUGUCAUGCUUGAGAAGUUGGGAUGUGUCAUCGACACGGUACGAGAGCGUUUGCGUUUCGAGUUCAUUGGUGUUGACAUUCCACUUCAUCGAAAACAUGGUCACUAUGUUGUCAACAUUGCCAAGUUCACGCAACAUGCACACAUGUCAGAUGUUUGGAAAAUCAUGUCAACAGAUGAGUUUUUGAAAAGCCCUGAUCCUGAAGUGAUGAUCGCAGCAACUCUUGCACAAGCGAGUGAACACCCAAUUCGAGAUCCAGCUCAUGCAGCGAGUCACCAACGUCCCACCAGAAUGGCUUCAGCGCUGGCGGAACUUCAUGAUCCGCCUGAUGACGUUGUGUUUCAGGACACUGCGGAGCAUGAGCAGGAUGGUGCGACUUCGAAUGGCACCACGAUCAUGGAUGACCAUGCUGGAACAGCACAACUUGACGUUGGAGUUUCAGGCCGAGAAUGCUUCCAGACGUCGUCCAGUCCCAAGUCUUUGCACUCAUCCAAGCUUCCGAAGGUAUGGAAACAAGGCAGGACGUUUCAGCCAAUGCAACGACUGCCUGCUGAAGUACAAGUACAAUCAAGAACGACAAGGCUGGGAGGUCUAUGGAGAGCAGCCCUCACAGCGCUCAUCACAAUUGCCACUGCCCUCUCCUUCGACCAUCCUGCCAUCAACGAAUCCGAGAGCCAUGGGGUCUCGACCCAAGGCCCGAGCAGCCAGGACAGCUUCGAGGAGCUCUAUGGCACCAUCAGAGGCUAUGACACCAUGGGAGGAAGCUGGGAUGACCUUCGAGGAGUACGAUGCCGCAAUGACGAGCGCACCUCAUCUGGAUUCAGACGAACCAGACGGCUAUCCACCUUACGACGAGGGCUACGAUUGGACAUCGAUCGCCUGAACGAGGACUACUGGGAGCUUGCAGCCGGAUGCUGCAUACGGCAUCACCUGGUGCCCCGCAAUGAGCUCUUUGACCCCUACGACACAGACUGUCCAGUAGCUCUUCAUCGUCUACGACAAGUUGGUGCGGCCGAGAUUGAAUAUGAAGACGGCAAGUUGGAGGUGGUGCACUAUAAUUGGACAAGGAGAUCCAACAAGCAGACCUCUUCACCUUGGACUGGCCGCACAGUUUUCCAGUUCAAGGAGUUCAGCAAGAAUGACUUGACGAACGCCUGCAAGCGUGGUCUUCUUCAACGACUACGUCAUGCAGCGAAACUUCAAGAAGUUGAGAAGGUUUUAAUGACCAAGGUCAAACCAAGGUUUCGAAAAUCACGAGUCGACCUCCUUGAGACCUUUGCGGGGGCGGCCAACAUCAGCAAGCAGGCUUCAGCAUGGGGCCUCAAGUCUUUGGAACCGUUGGACUACAACACAGGCUAUGACCUUGCCGAACCUGACACCCAACGCCAGGUGACUUCAAUGAUUUCCAAUUACAGACCACUGCUCCUACUGCAAGGAGUCGAAUGCGGACCUUGGAGCAUCCUUCAGGACAAUACCAACUUUGUUCACCGCCCAGAUGAGCUUGCAGAAUGGCGUGAAACCAUCCGUCCUAUGAUCGAUCAGGUGGUCAAAUGGUGCGAGCAGCAGGAUGAUGAGGGCCGAUUUUGGCUCAUUGAGAACCCAGAGACAAGCAGACUUUGGAAGGAGCCUGCUAUGAGGAGAUUGCUUGCAAGACCAUCGACGAGGACGACUACAUGCCACGCUGGGGCCUAUGGAGCUGUGAACAGCAAAGGCAACAUGAUCAAGAAGCCACACACAUUUUGGGGCAACUGCCCAAAAAUCCUCGAACAACUCGGCGACAAGCUGAAUGCCGAGGAAUGCAAACUAUGUGAACCACUUCAAGGACGAGAAACCACUUUGAGCCAACACUACUGCCAGGGCAUGGUUGAUGCGAUCCUGCUCGGGCUACAUCAGACAGCCGCAGAACAAGAUCCAAUGCGACCACAUUCCUAUGCAACCUAUGCCAUCGACUCCAACGAGGUGAACCAGUCUUUGGAGGCUUGGCAAGAACUUUUCGACAAGGCCGAGCAACUGUUCAGACAGACCAGGAUGAAGAACAUUGUGCUCGCCCAGAGCGACAACUUUUGGCAGGACGUUCGCAGAUUGGUCCCAUGGCACACCCUUGAAAGGGUACAGAUAGCAAAACAGCCUGCCAUUCAUCGAUUUCCAACACAUGUGCCUCACACUCAUCGAGGUUCGGCAUUGCUCUUCAACGACGGCUCCAGAGAUGUGACGGUUGAGGACCUGACCGACAUUCGAUAUCCCAAAGGACGAUUCCAAAAACCUGUCAACAUUGGCAUAUUCUUCUUUGGCAUGGCCCAUUCUCCUCAACAAGAACCAGAUCAACAACAGCCUCAACCUGCUUCAGUACAACCGCACGUUGAGGAUAAUCCCAUUGCCAGAGCAGAUUUCCUUGACAGAGACAUCACUUUCCCUGAGAACAAGGACUACAACAACGAUACAAAGAACAUCGUGACAAGACUUCACAAGAACCUGGGACAUCCACCAGCAACUGAACUGAAGAAACUACUGGCGAUGAACGGUGUUUCCAAUCAGAAGAUCCUUGCGGCCGCAGAUGACCUCAUUUGCGGUUCUUGCAAAAGGACCAGAGCCCCAAUGAAACCCGCACCUUCGUCAAUGCCUCAGUCAAACUUCAGACAGUUUGCAGAUGCUAUCCAACUUGACAUUGUCUACAUCCGCGACAUCACUGGCCAGAAUUUCCCUGUUUUGGGAAUUAUUGAUGAAUGCACCCAUCUACACCAAGCAUGCAUCCUUGAAAGCAGACUGCCUGAAGAAGUCCUUCGGAAGUUCGUCCAGACUUGGUCUCAACCUUUUGGAUUUCCAUUAGUCUGCCGACUUGAUGCUGAUGGAAGUUUUCGAGCAGCCUUCGAAGAACAUUUGGACGCCACCGGAACAUUUGCUGACUUCGUUCCACCAGAAGCUCACCACAGAAUGGGCCUGAUCGAACGGCACAAUGCCACCUUGAGGGCCAUCGCUGAGCGCGUGAUUGAUGCGCAAGGCGUUGUGGGCUUCAAUCAGAUGGAAAUGGCCAUUGCAGGAGCCACCUUUUCAAAGAACUCAUGCACUUGGUCUUCCGGACGGCCUCCCUACAUAGCUGCUUUUGGACGGAUUCCACGACACGGGGGACUAGAUCUACUUUCAGACCAACACGGACUUGCAGUUGGAUCCACACAGGGCCAGAUGCACCAGUUGGCUGACACCUUGAGGGCCGAAGCUCAGCAGCAGAUUGCUGCGAUGACUGUGGAUUCCUCUUUUAGACGAGCUCUUUUGAGGAAAGCCAAGCCAAGCCCCGAGGAUGAGUAUGUCAUCGGCGACACUUUGGCAUACUGGAGAUGGACUACAAGAAGUGGCAAGAAACGUGGUGGCUACAAAUUAGCCAGGAUGUUGGGAUUUGACCCUGACGGCAAAUCCUUGUGGGUUCAGUCUGGAACCAACACCAUCAAGCUGGCCCGUGAACAAGCCAGGAAGGCCUAUGGUUUUGAAGCUUGGCAUCCAGACCCAUCAGAUCUUCAAGCUCUACGUAUGGCAUCUGAGAACAUCAAGAAGGGCAUUUUUGAUGACGAGACCAUUCCUAUUCAGAACGAUCCAUACCAGGAGCUUGGGAAUGAUGACCACCUCAAAGAGACCUUCCUUGUCGGCGACACAGCGCCAGUCACACCACCUGGCAUUAGCAAACAGGCAGGAACAGACACAGCACCAGCACCUCUAACACCGGCGAAACGACCGCUUGAAACACACACAGGGCCUAGCACACCAAGGUCGCGAACGUCCCAAGCAGCACAGCCAAACACAGAGGUGCAAGCAGAAGCAACAUCCAAGCCUGAUGCUACAACGUUUCACAAUCAGCUUGUCAAUAUGGCAGCACCAGAAUUCAAACAAGCCUACACGGCUAGCAUGACAGCACCGAAUCAGCACAGCCCACAGCACUGCAAGUUUCACCGUACAGCAACUCAAGCAUCGAUGACCUACACAACAGAAGGCAUCGAACUUAGAGACAAACACUUCGAUGGCACCGAAGAGAUCUACAUGCCACACAAGAGCAACACGUGCUUCAAAGCAUACCAGGCAAAUGCAGAAUAUGAAGGUGACGGCAUCAGCGAUGACUCAGACGUAUCGCAAGAUGACAUGUCCACCUCCAAGGCACAACAACCGUCUCUUACACGACAACAACAGAAAGCCUUGGAUAAAGAACUGCCGUGGAGGACCAUCAUGGAACGUGGGGGCGACUAUCUCCAGGCAUUCAUCGACGCCACCAAAGCUGAGGAGACAUCGUGGAUGCAGUAUGACUCCGUCGAGCCCCUCUCCAAGGCCGAGGCAGACAAGAUCAUGGCUUCAGCUGAAGGACGAAAAAGGAUCUUGAAGUCUAGGGCAGCCUUUAGAGACAAGGCAAAAGGGGCUGGCCCAGUUCGGGCCAAAUGCCGAAUUGUGGCAUUGGGUUGCCUUGAUCCAGAUCUCUACUCACUGAACAGAGACAGUGCAACGCCAACACGUCAAGCUGAGAUGAUCAUCUAUGCCAUCUUCAUCUCAGGUUACAACAAGAAGAUGGGACAAGGAGAAGUCACAUGGACACUAUGGGCAGGAGACGUCAAGACUGCCUUCCUCCAAGGAGAGCCCGAGCCGAGGCACGCUCCACUAUAUCUGUCCCCACCAAGAGAUGGUAUAUGCAUUGCAGCUGGCGUGCUACCUGCACCUCUAUACAGAAUCAAGGGAAACAUCUAUGGGUUGGCUUCAGCACCAAGAACGUGGACAACGCAUGUCUGCCGACGCCUCAAGGAAUGUGGAUGGCAACAACAUUCACUUGACAAGAUGCUGUUCUUUUUGUACCAGCGUCCAGCCGGCUUCAAGGAAGAAAUCCUGGUCGCCGCUGCAAUUGUCUAUGUAGACGAUUUCUUAGUGACGUUCAACGAAUAUUUCAAUCACCAGGAACUCCUCCAAAUAUUCAACUGGGGUAGUCAAACCACUUUGACCACCGAGAACCACUUGGAAUUCAAGGGGAAGGAGAUUUACUUGCGCUAUGACAAGCGCGGGUUCUAUGUCCUGGAGAUUAAACAGCAGAAGUUCAUUGAGGCCUUCAAGAGCGGCAAGAUCAGUGGCAAAAAGGAUGACCCUUUGAAACCCAGUGAUUUCCCAGAGUACCGUUCAGUGGCCGGAAGUUUGCAAUGGGUUUCUGGACAGACGCGUCCAGAUGUGGCAGCGACAGUAAGCUUGCACAGCAAAGGCAGUAAAGCACAGUACAGCGAUUUGCUGGCAAUGUAUGAUGCAGUUGAACAUCUGCGGAACACCAAGACCAAGGGCUUCAUCAUGAACCCCGUGAACAUUAAUCAGUCCACCAUCAUGGUCACCUACUCCGAUUCUUCAUGGGCGAAUGCGGAGAACUAUGCCUCACAGCAUGGAUGUUUGGUGCUCCUAACAGAUACGCGCGCAAGUGCAGCAGACACCUCAGUAGACCGAUCCAGUUUCUGCAAUUUGAUGAUCUCAGAGAUCUUGCAACGCAUGCAAUCCUUUCGAAUCACUCUUCCUCUGCGAAUGAUUCAAGUGACCGAUUGCAAAUCUCUUUACGAUUCAAUCAUAGCAGAGAAUCCGUCCGUAGAGGACAAAAGGCAUCGCAAACCUUUGGCAUACCUGAUGCAGCAAGUUGAGGCACAGCAAAACAAGGAAGCAGCAAGAGAGAUUGUCAUCACGGGUUGGCCUCUAGAGAAAGAAGGAUACACAGAGCAAGCAAGACGAGACAGAAUCCUUCACUGGAUGGUCUCGCAGGCAAACACAGGCAAAGAAGUACAAAUGAUGAGCCACAGAACAAGAGAAGACAUGCUUAGCUACAUGAGCAUCAUCACCUUCAAAUCCAAAUGGGCAAAAGGCAAAUUCCAAGGAUGGUGGCGCAAAACGCUCACAACCAGAUCCCCAGCACACUACUGGGACCAGAACGAUCAGACAUGGGACAAGUACACGCUGAGACAACGUAUGCAGAUUGGCAACAUCAGCCGCACCAAAGGCAUCCCUUUGAAAGUCUGCAUGGAAGCCCUUAGCACACACCACCAAAGCACCUUCCACAGAGAUGUCAGCAAAUUAUCCAUCAAAUGGAAAGAUCGCGCAAUCCUUGGUGGACUAGAUGCCAUGGCCUACAUUGACUUCGACGAAGUGGAAGCCAUCGGCACUAUCAUCAUUAGGUCUGACCUCUUUGAGUGA
Messenger RNA from Cladocopium goreaui, 8481 nucleotides. Lineage: Eukaryota; Dinophyceae; Suessiales; Symbiodiniaceae. The record is from the annotation of a GenBank genome assembly.